Molecule: messenger RNA, 843 nt
Organism: Rotaria sp. Silwood1
Lineage: Eukaryota; Metazoa; Rotifera; Eurotatoria; Philodinida; Philodinidae
Source: the annotation of a GenBank genome assembly
AUGGAACUUCGACAGGGUACAUGGGAUAUUGAUGAAACUUUGCAUGGAUGUUGGGCUCAUGAAAGUAUUGUCAUAGCAGUACAUGGUUAUGAAGAUGAUAAAGGUAUAUUUAUUGUUAAAGAUUAUUGUUUUAAAGAUCUUUUGAUUCCAAAACAAUUAUCAUCAUUAAAAGAGGAUAAAUUUUUCUUAUUUGCUUCGGGUUUUCUUCUAUCUGAAACUUCAAUAAUAUUUAAUCAACUUGAAUAUCUUUUCCUUUUUCAUAAUUUGAUUUCUUAUACUAUUACUGAUAUUGAUAUAAUGCCCGGUGUAAAUGAUCCAUGUUGUUAUAUGUUACCGCAACAACCAUUACAUCCCUGUAUGUUUCCAUCAUCGAGUAAACGUAAAACGACACUUUGUCUUGCCAAUCCAUAUGAUUUUCAAAUUGUUUUCUUGCAAACAUCAGGACAAAAUUUAGAUGAUAUUUAUCCUCUAUCAACUAUUGAUGAUCGUGUUCAGAUACUUGAGAAUUGUCUUAAAUUGUGUGCUAUUGCACCAAUAUGUCCUGAUACAUUAAGUUGUUAUCCAUACGUUAAAAAUGAUCCACUCAUAAUAACUGAUAUACCACAUGUCUUCUUUGCAGGAAAUCAGCCUAAAUUUGAAACUCGUGUCAUAAAUAUUGACAAAACAAAUUUAUCAAAUCAUCAUAUGAAUUUAAUGAUUCAACCUGUUCAAAAUUAUUUACAGGGUUUUAUUGAAAUAGUUGAACAUUUAACAGUUUGGCUUGAAUUAGAAAUUCCAUCUUACAAUGAUAGUAAUGAUUUUUGUAUUGUUGUACAAAAUGAAAUACUUGAUGAAAUAGCUUAA